Volvox carteri f. nagariensis is the source of this 1922-nucleotide messenger RNA. RefSeq lists its product as uncharacterized. Lineage: Eukaryota; Viridiplantae; Chlorophyta; Chlorophyceae; Chlamydomonadales; Volvocaceae. The coding region runs from base 1 to 1599 and encodes 532 amino acids. The record is from RefSeq and is a predicted model, not a curated record. Gene Ontology annotation, molecular function: oxidoreductase activity. The transcript has 12 exons.
AUGCGACUCGCGUCGCGCAGUGUCCUAACCUUAGGAAGCUGUUCCAGAUGCACAGCUGGAGUAUACUCGAUUGAAUGGAAUGGCAUUAGGUUGUGGUCUGCUGCUUGUGGGCCGGCAACCAGCUCAGUUCCAGAGAAGCUCCACGUUUGCAUCGUCGGUUCUGGCCCUGCAGGCUUUUAUACCGUCGAUCGGCUUCUGAAGCGCUAUGGGGACAGGGUGCACGUGUCCAUUCUGGACCGACUACCCACUCCAUUCGGUUUGGUUCGCUCGGGAGUGGCUCCUGACCAUCAGGAUACCAAAAACGUCACCAACCAGUUUAGUUCCCUGGCUACCGACCCACGGGUCAGUUUCCUGGGCAACGUGCUGGUGGGCAGGGACGUGGACAUCAGCGAGCUCAGGGCGCUACACCACGCGGUGGUCCUGGCAUACGGCGCGGAGAGCGACCGUCGCCUGGGCAUCCCUGGAGAGGACGACCCCACCACUUCCACCAGCGCCUUGAGGUGGUCGCGGGGCGGGGGUGGUGUGUUUUCGGCACGCGAGUUCGUGUGGUGGUACAACGGGCACCCGGAUGCGCGGCACCUCCCCAUCGACCUGUCCAAGGUUCGGUCGGUAGCUAUUUGCGGUAUUGGCAAUGUGGCUCUGGAUUGUGCGCGAGUGCUGCUGUCACCUCCCGACCGCUUCACCCCCACCGACUUGGCGGCUCAUGCGCUGAGACAGUCCGGCAGUCCCCUUGGCAGUGCAGUGCGGGAGGUGCACUUGGUUGCCAGGAGGGGCCCAGUGCAGGCCGCCUGCACGCCCAAGGAGCUAAAGGAACUGCUCACGGAGUGCGGCGUGUCGGCCCGUACGGCAGCCCCCGAUCAGUUGACGGUUUCGGAGGCGGACGCGGCGGAGAUGAAGGCGACACGCCUUAAACGACGCGUGUACGAACUGGUAUCCAAGGCUCAGCAGCAGCAGCAGGGGCGCUCUCGUCGAGAUUUAUUUUUUCAGUUUUACCGCAACCCCGUGGAGGUCUUGCGGGGGCCUGAUGGCGGAGUGGCGGGUAUCAGGGUGGAGCGCACUGUCGUACGGCCCGACGGCCCUGGCGGCACCGCCGUGGCAGUUGGCAGCGGCGUGUACGACACCAUCGAAUGUCAGUUGGUACUUAAGAGUAUCGGAUACAAAUCCCUGCCAUUGCACGGAGUUGCAUUCGACAACCGCCGGGGGGUGAUACCCAACUUAGAGGGGCGUGUGCUGAAACAGGUGCGUGCGUGCGUGUCUACCUGUGACGAGGGGCUGUAUGUGGUGGGUUGGUUGAAGCGCGGUCCCACUGGCAUCAUCGGGACGAACCUCGUGGACGCGGAGGAGACGGUAGCCUGUGUGGCGGCGGAUACGGACGCGUUGUUGCGGGCCGGAGAGAAGACCCAUGGGUCGGCUGGGCCACCUGGUUUGGCGGGUUUGACGGCGCUGCUGCGGCAGCGUGGCGUGCGUGUGGUGGACUGGCGGCGAUGGCGGCUGUUGGACGAGCAUGAGGUGGCAGCGGGCCGCGCGGCUGGGCGGGUGCGGGAAAAGGAGACGGAAGUGAAGGAGAUGCUACGUGUGUGUGGAUUUUCCAUGGAGUAGCGCGAAUGGACGGUAGGGUCAGCAUGCUGCUGUGUGUACAGCAAGUGGUGAAGAGGAAGGUUACGUGGUGUUCUUUCUUUUGUCACUUAGCAGGUUUAUGUUGUUUUUCAUUUGACCUGAAUUCACCUUGUAAGGAUGAGGAUGUAGGGGUUCACGCCACCACGCUGGCCAGAUGGUGGUUCGAGCCGAUUUGUGUACGGUGAGACAAAUCGUAAAGAUCAAUGGGGCUUCGGGGUAUAGCACGGUUCCGGCUAUAGCGUCACGGCAGAGGUGCCGUCCUGGUAGUUGGGCAUCGUUAUGGGGGCCUUGUAACGUUAUACACC